AUGGCGCCCCCGCAGGUCCUCGCCUUCGGGCUCCUUUUGGCGACGGCGGCGGUGGCCACUGCUCAGAAAGAUUGUAUCUGUGAAAACUACAAGCUGACCACCAACUGCACUACGAACAGCAAUGGUGAAUGCCAGUGUAAUUCAUACGGGACCCAAAACACUGUGAUUUGCUCCAAAUUGGCUACCAAAUGUUUAGUGAUGAAGGCAGAAAUGACUGGCUCCAAGUCUGGCAGAAGAGCAAGACCAGAGGGGGCCCUGCAGAACAAUGAUGGGCUCUACGAUCCUGACUGUGAUGAGAAGGGGCUUUUUAAAGCUAAGCAGUGCAACGGCACCGCCACGUGCUGGUGUGUGAACACGGCCGGCGUCCGAAGGACUGACAAGGACACAGAAAUCACGUGCUCCGAGCGCGUGAGGACCUUUUGGAUCAUCAUUGAAUUAAAACAUAAAAGAGAAGAACCUUAUGAUAAAGCAAGCUUGCAGGCGGCUUUUGAGAAAGAACUCACAACUCGUUACCAGCUGAACCAAAAAUACAUCUCAGGUAUUGAGUACGGGAAUCCAAAUGGCGUUAUCAUUAUUAACUUGAUGCAGAAUUCUUCUCAGAAAAGUCAAGAUGAGGUGGACAUAGCCGAUGUGGCUUACUAUUUUGAAAAAGACGUGAAAGGUGAAUCCUUGUUUCAUUCCAGCAAAAUGGACCUGCGAAUAAACGGGGAACAACUGGAACUGGAUCCUGGUCAAACGUUAAUUUUUUACGUUGACGAAAAAGCGCCUGAAUUUUCUAUGCAAGGUCUGAAAGCGGGAAUCAUUGCUGUCAUUGUGGUUGUGGUCCUCGCAGUCAUCGCGGGAAUUGUCGUGCUGGUUAUUUCCAGCAGGAAGAGAACAGCAAAGUAUCAGAAGGCUGAGAUAAAGGAGAUGGGUGAGUUGCGUAGAGAGAACUAA
Molecule: messenger RNA, 936 nt
Organism: Elephantulus edwardii (Cape elephant shrew)
Lineage: Eukaryota; Metazoa; Chordata; Mammalia; Macroscelidea; Macroscelididae
Gene: EPCAM
Product: epithelial cell adhesion molecule
Exons: 9
Coding region: 1-936 (311 amino acids)
Cellular component (GO): bicellular tight junction; membrane
Molecular function (GO): cadherin binding involved in cell-cell adhesion
Source: RefSeq, a predicted model, not a curated record